Messenger RNA from Nicrophorus vespilloides, 800 nucleotides. RefSeq names its product homologous-pairing protein 2 homolog. Gene Ontology annotation, molecular function: recombinase activator activity; double-stranded DNA binding. NCBI's taxonomy places the organism in Eukaryota, Metazoa, Arthropoda, Insecta, Coleoptera, Silphidae. Gene Ontology annotation, cellular component: DNA recombinase auxiliary factor complex; condensed nuclear chromosome. The transcript has 2 exons. The coding region runs from base 176 to 793 and encodes 205 amino acids. Gene Ontology annotation, biological process: meiotic joint molecule formation; homologous chromosome pairing at meiosis; meiotic strand invasion involved in reciprocal meiotic recombination. The record is from RefSeq and is a predicted model, not a curated record.
AUUUGUUGCAAAUUAAGUUAAUUUAUUUCAAUAUUCUAGAAUUGAAAAAUACGUUCAAUUUCGUUACAAAAAAGAACAUGGUUGUUUUUGCAUAGAAACAUUCAUUUUUUUUGUUGUUGAGAAAAAAUUGUGUUUAUAGCCAAGUCAAAUCAUAAACAUUUCCUAGGAAGAUAAGAUGGCGAGUCAACAGAUACUGAAAUUCCUGGCAGAUCAAAAUCGCCCUUUCAAUGCGAACGAUAUUGCGCAAAACGUCGAUAAAGAGUUCGGAAAAUCCGCGGUGCAAAAAGCUUUGGAUAAACUGGUAGGUCAGCAUAAGGUGAUGGUCAAGGCGUACGGUAAACAAAAUAUCUAUUGCAUCGUUCAAAGCGACGCGACAUCGGAUAUGCCAGAGCAAGUGAGACGUUUGAAUCGACAAAUAAACGAGAUGACGGCUGAACUUGAGAAAGGUGGCGAUCAAUUGAAGUUGACAAUGACCGAGUUGAAUAGAUUACAAGGGACGAAGUCUUUAGGCGAGGUUCGAUGCGAGUACAAGGAGCUGACCGCUCAAAUUGAAGCUUUGAAGGAGAAAUUGUCACAGUACGAUGAUGGAAAUGCAGAAACUGUUUCGGACGAGGAGCGCAAUGCCGUUUUGCAAGAGCGCGAGAAGAUUAUUAAGGAGUACAAGAAGCGGAAGAGGCUCUGCAUGGAUAUUGUUGACGCAAUCAUGGAGGGUUAUCCAAAAACUAAGAAACAAUUGAUGGAGGAAGUGGGCAUAGAGACCGACGAGGAAGCUGAAUUCAAAAUAAAGGAAUAAACGAUUA